AUGGGUAUCGUCGACAUGUUCAACGAGCUAAUCAACUCGCUGCCUUUCACGGAGGCGCAGGCAGAAGCACCUCCCGCGAAGGAGGCCGAGGCUGCUGCGGACGCAGAGGACACGGAGGAAGAACCUGAGGAGGCUGAGGAAGAGGAGGAGGAGGACGAACCUCAGGAUUUGAAGCCUAAGUUUGAGGAAGAAUGCGCUAAUUCCCCCAAAUGCGCUCCCGCAAAGCACCACUUUGACGAGUGCGUUGAGCGAGUCACCCGAAACAGUGAAGAACCCGAUUUCAAAGGCCCCCACGAAGACUGCGUUGAGGAGUGUAAGUUCUGUUUGCCAUUUUAG
Molecule: messenger RNA, 336 nt
Organism: Paracoccidioides lutzii Pb01
Exons: 2
Coding region: 1-336 (111 amino acids)
Source: RefSeq, a predicted model, not a curated record